CCCAAUUAAAUAUCGAAGUUUUAGCUUAGUAACAAUAACUUAUUAGUUAACUACUUACUUAGAUACUUGAUAUUACUACUAGUUAAUUCAAUUCACAAUGGCCCAACCUCAUAAAUUAUUUUGGAAAGGUUCUGCUUACGACUUUGUUGUAUUCAUUGAAGACUCCAAUUUGGUUCAAAAAUACAAAGGUGGUGAUACCACCAUUCCUUUAAUAGACAUUGUUUCUAUUUACAAAGUGUUUAUCAACAGACAAGGUGGUGUUGAAGGUGUCUUGGAUGAAGCAUCCAAAUCUGAAUUAGCAAAUGAAUUUGGUAGUUCUGACGUUGACGCCAUUAUUAAGAAGAUUUUGGUAGAAGGUACCGACAAGAAGAGUGCUGGAUCUUUCCAUUCCGGUGAAAAUGGUAAGAAUGAUUCCAUGGGAGCUGGUGAAGUUGCUCAUUAAAUGGUGCCAAUUGCUCAAAAGUAUUUAGUUUUAAUGAAUCUUACGAAAUUUAUAUUACAUUCACUAAGCAUAUAAACCAAA
Molecule: messenger RNA, 523 nt
Organism: Hyphopichia burtonii NRRL Y-1933
Lineage: Eukaryota; Fungi; Ascomycota; Pichiomycetes; Serinales; Debaryomycetaceae
Exons: 1
Coding region: 98-442 (114 amino acids)
Source: RefSeq, a predicted model, not a curated record